Molecule: messenger RNA, 4028 nt
Organism: Scomber scombrus (Atlantic mackerel)
Lineage: Eukaryota; Metazoa; Chordata; Actinopteri; Scombriformes; Scombridae
Gene: usp48
Product: ubiquitin specific peptidase 48
Exons: 28
Coding region: 173-3331 (1052 amino acids)
Biological process (GO): protein deubiquitination
Cellular component (GO): cytosol; nucleus
Molecular function (GO): cysteine-type deubiquitinase activity; protein binding; cysteine-type endopeptidase activity
Source: RefSeq, a predicted model, not a curated record
UGACGUGACCCUGCAAAUAGUGAUAGUCGUGGUUUCUUGUAUUUUUAGUUGCUCUGUGUAUUGUUGCGCUCUAGUGUAAUAUGCUCACUUUUUUGGCUCGUUGGAAUAAUGAGGGAACAGCGAAGCUAACAUUAGCUGGCUAGGUAAAGUAGCAUUACAUAGCUAACGGAUUAUGGCGCCCCGCUUACAGUUGGAGAAAGCGGCUUGGCGUUGGGUGGAAAGUGUGAAACCAGAGGAAAUCAGCCAGGAGCACAUCGAACUAGCAUACCGCGUCCAUCUCCCGGCCUGCAAGAGAGGAACCUGCAGGAGGAACUGCAAAGGGAAUCCCAACUGUCUUGUGGGAAUUGGUGAACAGGCGUGGCUUGGGGAGAUUGAUGAAAAUGCUUUCCAUAAUAUUGAUGACCCGAAUUCAGAACGUCGAGACAAGAACACAUUUGUCGGCCUGACCAACCUGGGUGCGACAUGCUACGUCAACACAUUCCUCCAAGUGUGGUUCCACAACCUUGAGCUGCGAAGGAGCCUCUAUCAGUGCCACAAUUCCAGAGCACAGGAACACAACAUUGAGUCUGAUUAUGAGCCUCAGUCCAUCUGUGAGCAUCUCCAGUAUCUGUUUGCACUCCUGCAGAACAGCAAUAGAAAAUACAUCGACCCGUCAGGGUUGGUCAAAGCACUGGGCCUGGACACAGGACAGCAACAGGAUGCCCAGGAGUUUUCAAAGCUCUUCUUGUCUCUACUGGAGGACACGCUGUCCAAGCAGAAGAACUUCAGCCUGCAGAACGUCAUCCAGCAGCAGUUCUGUGGACAGUUCUCCUACGUGACUGUCUGUAACCAGUGUGGACGAUCCUCUGCACUGCCGUCCAGAUUCUACGAACUGGAACUGAACAUCCAGGGUCACAAGAACCUCACAGAGUGUGUCACAGAGUUCCUGAAGGAGGAGAAGCUGGAUGGAGACAACCGCUACUUCUGUGAGAGCUGUCAGAGUAAACAGAGUGCCACCCGCAGGAUCAAACUGCAUAGUCUCCCCCCUACACUCAACCUGCAGCUCAUGCGCUUUGUCUUCGACAGACAAACAGGCCACAAGAAGAAGCUCAACACUUUCAUCAGUUUUCCGGAGCAGCUGGACAUGGGGCCUUUUUUGGAAGGGAAACAAGACCAGAAGUGUGUUUACGAACUGAGUGCAGUGCUGAUCCAUCGGGGCAUCAGCGCUUACUCGGGACACUACAUCGCCCAUGUGAAAGACGCUCGAACCAGCGACUGGUACAAGUUCAACGAUGAGGAAAUCGAGAAGAUGGAAGGCAAGAAGUUGCAGCUGGGCAUUGAGGAGGACAUUGCUGAAACAGUGAAGUCUCAGACACGAAAGCCUAAGUGCAGUAAAGGCUACCACUGUUCCAGAAAUGCCUACAUGCUGGUGUAUAAGCUCCAAGAAGAGGAGAGCUCAGAUCCUUCCAGGACUAUAGUCGAGGUGCCAGCCUUCCUCCAGAGGUUGGUGGACCAAGACAACCAUAAAUUUGAGGAGUGGUGCAAUGAAAUGGCCGACAUGAGGAAACAGAGCGUGGAUAAGGGCAAGGCCAAGCACGAGGAGGUGAAGGAGCUCUACGAGCUUUUACCUGCAAGAGACGGUGAACCGUAUGAGUUCAUACCUUUGGACUGGUUGAAGAAGUGGCUGGACGAUUCCACAUCCACAAAGGAAAUCGACAACUCUUUCUUCCUGUGUUCUCAUGGCAAACUGCAUCCAGACAAGGUGGGAGAUUCCAAGAGGGUUUCCCUACAGGCCGGUCAGCUCCUGUAUGAGCGCUAUGGUGGAGGUCCAAGACUGGAUGGCUCCUCUCUGUGUAGAGAGUGUGUUGGCCAGAGAUGCAGGGUGCUGCGACUGAAGAACCAGCUCAAUGAGGACUACAAGGAGGUCACCAAUCUGGUCAAACGCACACUCAGUGGGGAGGGCUACUGGGUGGGUAAAGCAUCUCUGCGUAGCUGGAGGCAGUUAGCUCUGGAGCAGCUGGAGGAGGAUGAACAUGAGAGCAAACACAGCAACGGCCAGACCAACGGACAGGGACCACACAGCAACAACUGCAAAGAGUUCGGCCCGGAGCUCUCUGAGGGCAAUGAGGAGGAGAUGAAGACUUUCAAUGAGGAUAUAGUCUGCAGUCACGGAGGUCUGAGUAUUCUGGAGACUGAACGGAAGCUGGUAUCCUCUGAAGUUUGGACCAAGUUGAGGGUGUACUUCCCCAAAGCCCCAGAAUUUACUCAAAUCCAAGAACAAUGUCAGCAGUGCCUGACAUUAGAGCAGGAAGAAAAGGACAAUGAGGCUGUCAGUAAGAUGAUGGCUCUGGACCAGAAGAACCAGCUGCUCAACCUCUUCAAUGAGAAGAACCGGCCAACACUCACCAAGUGGCCUCAGGACACAGAUGUGCUUUACAUCGUCCCUCUGUUUUUUGUGGAUGAAUGGAGAAAAUUCAUCAGGAGGCCCACUAAAUCUUCUCCAGUGUCUAAUGUGGGCAACAGCCUGCUUCUCUGUCCCCACGGAGGCUUCAUGUUCACCUACGACUCCCUGAUCAGCGGAGAUGCACAACAUAUAGCUCUGCUAUGGCCCAGCGAAUGGGAUGUGAUCAGCAGACUCUUCAUUGUGGACCAGCCAAUCUCCAUCCACUGCUUCAAACAGACCACGCCUACUGGUCCCACCACCCAGUACACCACCCAGCCUGAUCUAUGUUGGGAGUGCAGAGAGGGCUUCCUUUUCCAGCAGCAGAGGGACCUCAGAGAGUACACCCAAGCCACCAUUUACAUCCGCAAAGUCAUCGAAGAUAAGAGGAUGAUAAAAGAAGCAGCUCCAGAGCUGAAUGCCAGCAGCUCCGAGGCAGAGGAGGAGAAGGAAGAACACCCAAAGGUGGAAGGAGAGAGAGACCCAGACUUCACCCAGUCCCAAGAUGGUGCAAAGCGGCUUAAGUUGAGUGAUGACAACACUGCAGCAGAAGCAGCAACAGUUGUUCCUGUAACCAAUGUGACCAAACUAGGUGGCAUCAGGAGAAGCACCCGGCACAGGAAACUCAGAGGAGAGAAGGCACUCAUCGUUUCAGCCAAUCAGACCCUUAAAGAACUGAAAAUCCAGAUUAUGCACGCCUUCUCUGUGGCUCCUUUUGACCAGAACCUCUCCAUUGAUGGAAAAAAUCUGACCGAUGACUCAGCCACACUGGGCAGCCUGGGUGUCAUCCCAGAGUGCAUCAUCUGUCUAAAGGCUGAUGAGCCAAUAGCAGACUACGCUGCAAUGGAUGAUGUCUAUCAGGUGAGAAUGCCUGAAGAGGGAUUCAAAGGCACUGGGCUUCUUGGGCACUGAGGAAAUCAGCGCUGUAGCUAUGUUUGAAUUGGACAGAUGGAAAUUUUAAAAAAGCUUGAAUUUGUCAAGUGUCCAUAUAUAAAUAAGUGCUUUAAUUUGUUUUAGUAAUUUUAUUUUUUUUACGUUUUGAGUAGGCUUUCUUUAAUAAACUGUGACUAUAUUGCAAAUCCGCUGUUUUUUUCCAUGAAGUUAGCUGGCCUUUGAUAUUUAAAGUUCCUAAUCAUUCUGAAGGACUGUGGUAGUGCUUCUCCCUGAUAAAUAGAAACAGGAUAUGGAAGCUAAGUGGAUCUGUUGUACUCUGAAGCUUGGCUUCAGUUAAGUUCUACUGUUACUUAUAAACACGAGCUUUGUUUAUGAACUCUUUUUAAAUUAUGGCAGAAUAAAAAUUCAAGAUAAUGUUCUUUCUUUCCAUUAUGUGGAAGCUUGUGUUCUCACUGCAGAUUUUUCAGGUUUGUCUAAAGAAUGCACGAGUAUGUUAAGUAUUACAAAUAUAACUGCUCUUAAAUGUUAGAACAUUUAUUACCUCUACAGCAAAUCUAUAUCCAUAUACUCCAUAUGGCAUUUAGGAAUACAUAACUACACAGUAUGUAAAGAGGCUAAUUCUUGCAGAAAUGUCAGCAGUGCAAACCUCAUGGGUUGGAAGUGAGAAAGAGAAUGCAAGCAGUGAUAUGUACUGUUCUUUUCACUGUUAUUUCUU